AUGAAUGAAUUGCUUUCUGAAAGACUUCCUUUUUUUGAAAUGUCAUAUGAAGAUUUAAUAUUUAAUAAAAUUUUCAACAAUAUAUAUCCGAUAAUUGAACCCGAAGUACCAGAUAUAUUUAAAAAACUUAUUAUUCGUUGCUGGGAUCCUAAUCCAGCUAUUCGUCCAAAUGCGAAUGAAUUAUUCACAAUAUUUUAUAAUUGGUGGAAUGAUAAGAAUGACAAAGAUUCUGAACUAUACAAACAAAUUCAAAGAUCCAAGGAAUUUCCCCAAAAAACUUCUAUGCGUGAUUUUCUCUCCCCACCUUUUGUGUCAAAAAUACAUUCAGCAGCACUUUAUACAAGCCAACUACUCAGAACUUCUAACUUUCCAAAACAUCUUUCAAGUGAUUUCAGUACACUAUCCAGUAAUGCCAAAAAUCAAAGUAAAUAUGUAACGAUUAUCAUUCGAUUUUAUUUAGGUCUACCUGAAUCAAGUAAUUCCGAUUUUGAUCAUGAUUGUAUUAUUACAUAA
Cetraspora pellucida is the source of this 513-nucleotide messenger RNA. NCBI's taxonomy places the organism in Eukaryota, Fungi, Glomeromycota, Glomeromycetes, Diversisporales, Gigasporaceae. The record is from the annotation of a GenBank genome assembly.